GUGAGGAGAUCUUUAAUUCUUAACAAGUCUUGGUGGAUGAGUGGAUUCAUUUAGGUCGAGUCUCUCAGAGCAUGAAUUACUCCUAUUAGUCCCAUACCACAUAAUCCACAUUAACCUAGUUGGGUGAGGUAUCAAGUCAGGAAAUUGGGUUGGCUAUGAGUCUAUAACAAGUCCGAAUUAAGCCAGGUCUAUUUUAUUGAUGAGUUAUGCUAAUUUUUAUGUUUAUAUGAAUCGAAAUUUAAAUUGGCGUUAUUUUUUUGGAUCAAAUCGGGUCGGUUGAAUCACUAUUUGCCACCUCUUGGCUAGCAAAGUUAAGUCGAAAAUACUUUGGUGAGACUCACAACACAACUUCUAAGCAGAAUCGCAGCUUCAUACUUCCUGUUCACCGGCGUUUUGCGGCCGCUUGAAGGCCGUAGCUCUCUCGCCUCGCUAUUUACCUACACUCAUUUCCGUCUCUCUCAUCUGAGGCUGCGUUCUCUCUGCUUUAUCAAGAUAUAUGUAUCGUCUCUGGAAGAAUCAGACAAGUAUGUAUGUCUUCACUGCUUAUCUCUCACUACUAGAAAAUUUUUGGGCUGAUGAAGGUGAUAUUGAAUCUGCCUCACACCUGCUUUCAGAUCAUCUUGGGGAGACUUUUUUUACUUUGGGUGAAUAAGAAGACAUUAGCUCUGCUUUUUUGGAACUUCAGUUAUCCUUGUUGGGAUUCAAAGGAGACUACCAUGCAUCGUCAUCUUGGAUAUUUACUUACAAUUUGCAGAGUUAUUCAACAAGAUCUCAAAUGUAAGCUAGGGGCAGUACCCAAUAAUCAGUUUCUCAAUUCUCUUCACAUCUGCCCUCCAUGUUUUCCCUCCAACCUGGUCAAGUUUCGUGCUUUUCACCUUGAAGAAGACUCAGUUUUAUGUAAUCAAAGAGUAGAGCUUCAUGAACUUCAUAAGAAUUCUGAAGAGCUACCAAUGAACUUUGAUAUGACUGCUCUCAAGGUUCAAAAUUUGCUUAAAGAUUUCUCAAAUAGUUCAUAUGAAGAGCUUGUUAAAGCUCUUGAUAAUUGUGGACUGACUUUAAGUGAGGAUUUGGUGCUUGAUGUGCUUAUACGAUUUCAUUCAGAUUGGAAAAUGGCAUUUUUGUUCUUCAAAUGGGUGUCUAAUAAUCCAAGUGGUUAUUUUCCAGGAUCUAGGGUUUACAAUGAACUACUUGGGAUAUUGGGGAAGGCCAAGCGCUUUCAGGAACUCAGUCAAGUUUUUGACGAAAUGUCGAAGAGAGGAACCAUGAAUGAGAGAUCGUAUGGGAUUGUGGUUCAUAGGUAUGCUGCUGCUCAUAGGAUUGAUGAUGCAAUUGAAUUUUUCGAUAAGAGGAGGCAGUUUGGCCUUCCGAAUGAUUUAAUUGCUUUCCAAACGCUUUUGAUGUCUUUGUGUCGGUACAAACAUGUUGAGGCUGCUGAAUUUUUGUUCCAUUCAAAGAAAUGUGAGUUUCAGUAUGAUAUCAAGACUUGGAAUAUUAUCCUUAAUGGUUGGUGUGUGCUAGGCAGUCUACGGGAAACAAAGAGAUUUUGGAAUGAUAUUAUCCGCUCUAGAUGUAAACUUGACAAAAUUACGUAUGGGAUUUUCAUAAAUGCACUAUGCAAGUCAGGGAAAAUUAGUACGGCAGUAAAGUUGUUACAUGCUAUGUGGGAGAAGGGUUGCACUCCAGACGUGGUAAUUUGCAACAGUAUCAUUGACGGGCUGUGUUUUAAGAAGAGAAUUCCUGAAGCCUUCAAAAUAUUGAGGGAGAUGAAUGAGAAAGACUGUGAGCCUGAUGUGGUGACUUACAACUGUCUUAUUAAGCACAUGUGUAAGAUUCAGAGGACAGAGGCAGUCUUCCAAUUAUUGGAUGAAAUGAUGCAGAAGGGUGGAAAUUGUUCCCCGAAUUCUAGGACUUAUUGUCACUUGUUAACAUCAACAAAAACACCAGAGGAAGUUCAGACUUUGCUUGAAAGAAUGAAAUCUAAUGGAUGUGAGAUGACAGGAGACUCGUAUAAUUUGCUGCUGAAGUUGUACAUGAAUUGGAAUUGUGAAGAAAAUGUUCAAUCAACUUGGGCUGAAAUGUUGAGAGACGGCAUGGGACCUGAUCAGCGAUCUUACACGGUCAUGAUCCAUGGGAGGUAUGACCAAGGAAGAAUAGAAGAUGCUUUGGAUUAUGUCGAAGAAAUGACAUCGAAGGGAAUGGUGUUAGAGCCCAGGACAAAAUUGUUGGUUGACGCCAUGAACAUCAAGAUGAAAGAGAAAGGUAUAGAAAUAAACGAUACUAAACAGUCUAGCUAUGCGCAUAGGAGAGAGAGAGCAGAUACAUUUCUCUCUCAUCAAUGAAGCUUUGGCAAUGCUGAACUUUUCUUUGGUUGCGUCUAUUAAUUCUCCGAUAUAAUACUAUAUAGGAAUUUCUCUAUAUUAACAUGAACCUCAGGUGCAUGGAUUUUAUUUUUUUUAGAUUCAUCUUUGGGUUUUUUUUUUUUUUUUUUUUUUUGUUUGUGGAAGAUCUCAACCUAAAGUUAAUACAAAUUAUGGAUCAAAUAAAUUAGUACUCUCCCUGUCUCUAUUUUAUUGUCCCAUUUGACUAUGCACAGUCUAAAAAUGACAAUGAUGCAAAAUAAAGGGACGAAGGGAAUAUUUUUGUAUGUGAAACUCUAGUAGCCACCCUUUCCCCUUUCCCCUUUCUCUUCAUGUCUCAUUUUAAUACUUGAGACUAAAUUCUCAACACCCUUGGAAUCUUUCCAAAAUUAUUCUAUUUCGUAAUAGAGACUAAUAUCUACGAAGUAUAUAUACUUCAUUCGUACUUUUAAUAUUGUACCACUUGUCUUUUAAAAAAAGUUUUAUAAAUAUUGCAUAGUUUUUAUUUUAGGAUAAAAAAUCUUUGUUCACACUGCAGAUACCCAACAUACAUCUUACUUUCUCACACUUAAUUUUUUUGUUUAUGUUUAUAUCACAUGGACAGUUUUAUAUUUUUACCUU
Molecule: messenger RNA, 2978 nt
Organism: Chenopodium quinoa (quinoa)
Lineage: Eukaryota; Viridiplantae; Streptophyta; Magnoliopsida; Caryophyllales; Amaranthaceae
Product: putative pentatricopeptide repeat-containing protein At3g15200
Exons: 2
Coding region: 576-2339 (587 amino acids)
Molecular function (GO): protein binding
Source: RefSeq, a predicted model, not a curated record